GCGGGAUCAGCCCAGCCGAGCAUCUGUAAUCUGAUGCCAGGGAGGGUCGGAGGGCGGUGGCAUCGGGAAGAUGAGCCACAGAAGGCAACCUGCCUUGCCUUCCUUCUAAAUCCAUCCGGUUUUGCUCAGGGAGCGCCUGUUCCCUUCGUGGUUCAGGGUGGAAGCAGCAGCAGCAGCUGAAGCAUCAUCUUCUUAACUUGGAUCAACCCAGCCAGCUUGAAACCAAAGCUGGUAAAGGGACUACGAUACCCAAAAUCCCCUAGCUGGGGAGGGGAGCGAAUGUUCCCCCUGCUCCGACAGACUGUGCUAAAUAGGACACAGGCGGGCACUGAACACGUUCUGUUUUGCAAGAAGGCAAAGUGAGAAACUUCCAUAGAUCAAACAAAAAGGGUCCAUCCGGCAUCCAGUUUUUCCCAGGGUUCAACCAGAUGAUCCUGUGGGGGCGAGUAUGAGGACUGUGGCCCCCAGUGGAAACCUCCAGACCACGACGUGAUCAUGAAACUAGUGGCUCAGAUUGAGUAUUACUUCUCGGAUGAAAACCUUGAAAAGGACGCCUUUCUCCUCAAACAUGUCCGGAGAAACAAGAUGGGAUACGUCAGUGUUAAGCUGCUGACCUCCUUCAAGAAGGUGAAGCAUUUGACCCGUGAUUGGAGAACCACCGCUUAUGCCCUGAAAUAUUCCGAUGUUCUAGAGCUGAACGAAGACCACAGAAAGGUUCGGCGCAACACACCCGUUCCCGUAUUCCCUAGCGAAAAUCUCCCCAGUAAGAUGUUGCUGGUUUACGACAUCUGCCUAAUGUCUGACCUCCAUCCUCCGGACGAAGGGCAAGAGAACGGCUGCGUUCAAGAGAAGGUGAUGGAGCAUCUUCUUAAAGCUUUCGUCCGGUUUGGCGCCAUUUCCUCAGUCCGUGUCCUCAAGCCGGGCCGGGACCUUCCGCCAGAUAUCAAGAGGUUCAGUAGCCGGUACGCCCAAGUGGGCACCAAAGAAUGCGUGAUCGUAGAGUUUGAAGAGGUGGACGCAGCUAUAAGAGCUCACGAGUCCAUGUGCAUGGCGGACCACGAACAUGCCAUGAAAGUGGUCCUCAUGGGGAUGAAGCCGCCGAAGAAGAAAGUUCUGAAAGACAAGAACCGAGAUGAAGAUCCCAGCAAGGGUCUCGGCAAGACACGGUCUAUGAACAAAAGAGUGGAAGAACUCCAGUAUGUUGGCGAUGAAUCUUCCGCCAACAGCUCCUCCGAGCCAGAGAGCAGCCCGGAGUCCCCCAUGUCGGGGCGCAGGAGCGGCGCUUCCAACAAGCUGAGUCCCCCCACCUACCCAAGCCAUCAUCUCAGCCCCAACAUGUCUCCGAGGUCAAGCCCUUGGAGCAGCCCUUCCUCCUUACGGAAAGUCUCCAGGAUGUCCCCACUGGCUGAAGACGGCAGGUUGAACCUGAGCACCAGCCCCGAAAUGUCCAGGAGAUGUGCGGAUUAUUCGUCGGACAGUAGCAUCACCCCUUCUAGUAGCCCCUGGGUUCAGAGACGCCGGCAGGCUCAAAUACAAGAGAAGAGUCCAGUGGGCAGCCCCAUACAGAGCCCCAAAAUGCAGGGUGCCGUUGGACUGCCCGUUGGGGUGCUGCGUUUGCCCAGAGGGCCAGACGGCACCAAAGGCUUCCAUAAUAAUCGUGAAAGGAAUAAAGCUCUCCAAGAAUGAACAGCUGUGGGUUUUGCUCCUUCCAUGCAUUAUUCCAGCAUACAAUACCUUCAAGGACUUGAGAUCAAAACAGUAUUCUCUCUCUUUUUUUAAAAGCAUUUGUAUCCAUGUGGCUUUGCAUGUUUGUAUCCCUCCCUUCUUUCUAUAUUUUCAUUGUUUUUCAAAGCUCCUUCCUCAACGUGGGUGCGUUUUGCUUAACUUUUUUUUUAAAAAAGCCAGGUAUAACCAAACAUUCCGUGGG
This is a messenger RNA of Pogona vitticeps (central bearded dragon), 1927 nucleotides long. The record is from RefSeq and is a predicted model, not a curated record. NCBI's taxonomy places the organism in Eukaryota, Metazoa, Chordata, Lepidosauria, Squamata, Agamidae.